Messenger RNA from Colletotrichum truncatum, 3816 nucleotides. RefSeq names its product sensor histidine kinase response. Gene Ontology annotation, cellular component: plasma membrane. Gene Ontology annotation, biological process: protein autophosphorylation; phosphorelay signal transduction system. NCBI's taxonomy places the organism in Eukaryota, Fungi, Ascomycota, Sordariomycetes, Glomerellales, Glomerellaceae. The record is from RefSeq and is a predicted model, not a curated record. Gene Ontology annotation, molecular function: histidine phosphotransfer kinase activity; phosphorelay sensor kinase activity.
AUGGUUGGUGGUCAGCCCAAGGAAGUCCUCAUCGAGGCCGCCCGGGAGCGCGAAACCUUUAGAUACGACACCUGUUUUAUUCCUGCUUGCGUUCAGAACGACACCAACAACCUCAUCCCCUCGUCGCAGCUGCGAUCAUGCUUCGACCCUGCCCUGACCGCCUUUGCCCAGCUUGGUACCUUGCGCUUGGGAGCUUCACGCGCCUUGAUAUCAUUAUUCGAUAGCAAGUUUCAGUAUGUCAUCGCCGAAGCCACCCCAACCUUGCCGCUGGUUCCAAAUGCAACCACCGGAGAAGGCUCUGGUGACGACGAAAGACUGUGGCUUUGCGGCACGGCGCUACCGCGAGAUCAUGGAUUGUGCGAACAGGUGCUCCUCAAGCCCCGUACACAUAAGAAUAUCUCGUCGAAAACCCCUCUGCCUGUAUCCGUUAUAACCGAUUUGACGACAGACCCCAGGUCCUCAGAAAAGUCUCAGCACAAAGAGUGGCCUAGGCCUCGCUUUUACGCAGGUGUGCCCAUUCAAACCAACAAGGGGGUCAACAUUGGUGUGUUCUCCAUCUGGGCCGACGAACCUCGCCAGGAGCUGGACCCUGUGUCGAUGCAAGUAAUGCGGGGUCUUAGCAAAACCAUUAUUCAGCAUCUCGAUGCCAAACGAAGCGGCGAAGGACAUCGCCGCGCAGUUCGUAUGGUCCGUGGCAUGGGGAGUUUUGUCGAAGGAAAAGCAACAAUUUCUGGGGCAUCCUGGUCCCGAACUGGGUCCCAAGACGAAGACCCUUCCCUUGAGGGUGCCUUGAAUGAAAACCAACAGCAAAUACAAGACAACGAGGACGCCAGGGUAGCUACCCAAGAGAGCACUUCCGCAAGCACAUCACACACUUCUUCGCCUAUCCCCAGCCCGAAGCCACUGCCGUCCAUGCCGCACCGAAGCCGGCGUCGAUCUUUGGAUGGUUCCGGGUCAGAACGUUCUGUGACGAGCGCCUCACCUGGCGCAGACCUUUACCAGUCCGAAGUUCGGCACAUCUUUUCAAAAGCCUCUAACAUAAUCCGGGAGGCAAUCGAGGUAGAAGGUGCCGUGUUUCUAGAUGCAAGCAUCGGGUCCUUCGCUGGUCUGGCUACGAAGGCCGUCCCGUCGGGCAGCACUAGUUCAUCUGCCUCGAGUGGCGAUGAAAAAGCAAGUAAUGCGCCGGCUAUAAACAGCGACAACUCAGCAGAACCCGAUGUCCCCUGUCGUAUUCUGGCACACUCCAAUUCCAUUUCGUCAAGUAUUGACACGAGUCCGGCCCCUGGCGAUUACUCUGACGUCUCGGAAAAGUUCUUGCACAAGCUUUUGAAGAGAUAUCCGGAGGGGCGAAUCUUCUCUUUUGACGAAAAUGGCUCACUACAAACUAGCGAUUUCUCUGACGAAGAUCCCAAAGCGUUGUCACCACUAGUCGAAGAUCAAAUAUUUCAGCCCCCAGUAUCCGAACGAGCCCGCAAACGAAACCGACGGCUGCUCUCGAGACGAAAUGAAGGGAAAAUGAUCAUGUCGCUAUUUUCAGGGGCUAGAAGUGUCGCAUUGGUUCCGAUAUGGGACGGCCAGAAACAGCGCUGGUUUGCGGGCGGGUUUGUCUAUACCAAGACUCCCACUCGUGUACUAACCAUCGAGGGAGAAUUGAGCUAUCUGAAGGCUUUUGGUUCCGUAAUAAUGGCCGAAGUUUCCCGAUCCAACUCCAAAAUGGUCGACAAAGCAAAGUCCGAUCUGCUUAGCUCCCUUUCUCACGAGCUUCGCUCGCCGCUGCAUGGGAUCCUCCUAGGUAGCGAGUUGCUUCAUGAGACGACACUUGAUGCCUUCCAGGGAGACGUGCUACACUCCGUGGAAACUUGUGGCCACACCUUGCUCGAUACCAUGGAUCACUUGCUGGAUUACUCAAAGCUGGGCAACUUUCUGAGACCGACGUCGAAACAACCCAACAAAGCCCCCGAUUUCGCCGAUCGCGGGCUUCGCAGCAACGACAAGAAAUUAACCAUUGAGGCUGGAAUGAUAGCACUCGAACGCAACUGCGCAAUAGAUGUACUGUCUGAGGAGGUGAUUGAAAGCGUUUGUGCUGGUUUUAGUUUCCAACGAUUCGCUGUUGGUCAGCUUGCUGGCAGUCGCCCGUCUGAGCACGCAGAUACCGAUGCCCUUCGAAGGCUCGACGGCAUGCAGGCCCUCGAAAACAUGGCUUCUGAGAACAAUAGGACUGGAGACGCGCAACUCUUGUUGGGGGAGGUCAGUGUUACUUUUGACAUCAAUCCCGCAAUGAACUGGAGGUUCUACUCGCAGCCCGGCGCUUUGCGUCGCAUAUUGAUGAACAUAUUGGGAAACAGCCUCAAGUAUACCAGCAAAGGUUUCAUCAAUGUCAACGUUCUUCAGCUGGAUGGACCCAAUCCUAAUUCACGAGAAAUCCACAUCGUUGUCACUGAUUCUGGUAAGGGCAUAAGCGAAGACUACAUGUCCAAUCACUUGUUUUCCCCGUUUUACCAGGAAGACACCCUCUCUGCCGGCACCGGGCUUGGGUUGAGCCUCGUCAAAGAGGUCGUUCGUCGACUUGGAGGGUCAAUCCGAGUCGAGAGCAAGGCUGGUAGAGGUACGAGAGUGACCAUUAAGCUCCCCCUACAAGAGGCUGGACCACCAUCGCCCAAGACAAGCAUCCCAAAGGCCGUCAAUUUUGACGAGUUCAGGGCGCAAGUCAGUGAGUUAAAAGGGCUUCGAGCACGGUUACUUGGCUUUCCCAGCGAAUACAACGUUCCAUUAGACGAAGAUCUUUCUUCACACGUAUUAAGCGAGGGCGAGCUGAUCGCCAAUGUUUGCCGACAGUGGCUCCAGAUGCAAGUCAUUGACGAGUCCGCCCAAGGAAAGAAAGUGAUGCCCGACUGUAUCCUGUCGACGGAGCGGCAUCUUGACAGGCUUCUCUUCGAGCGACGGCAUGGAAUCGUCGCGACACCUGUUGUAAUUGUCUGCCGAAAUGCCCUCAUUGCGCGACAGUUGGCGACUUCUCCAAGAUUCACCGGGAAGCGCGUGGUCUUUGAGUUUAUUAGCCAGCCAAUUGGCCCGAGGAAACUUGCUCGAAUCCUGCUACUCAGCUUUAGGCGCUGGACGAAGUUGCAAGCUUCUGUCAUCCAGACCCCGACUGCCAUGUCUUUAGUGAGCGCCGGACAUUCAAAUGCAGAUUACGGGGACAUGUCGUGGUUGCAACAACCGACUUCCACGUCCGCAGUGAGCACAGACGCGGUUGCCGACAGGACGGAGUAUUUCGAUGCGGCAGAUAUACCACCAGAAGGGCCUUUGCGCCAAAUUCAGCAUCAGGAAAAGGCGCGUCCGAGCAUAAUGUCACUGGCGGAAAGACCUUAUCGGUCGUCGACACCUACGCCUGCCCACCCUGAAUCUGACACAUCCCCUGUAGAUGUUGAUGGAAGCUCAGACCUUUUUCUACUGGUCGACGACAACCAAAUCAACUUGAAGAUUCUAUCAUCCUACAUGAAGAAGCUGGGUCACAAGUACACCACGGCCAUGGACGGGAAACAAGCACUGGAUGCAUUUGUGGAGAGCGCGGGCAGAUACAAGUGCAUUUUCAUGGACAUAUCGAUGCCGGUGAUGGACGGUUUUGAGGCAACACGUGAAGUUCGUGUUUUUGAGACCAAGAAGAACCUUCCGCGCUGCCAGAUCUUUGCAUUGACAGGCCUGGCGUCGGCCGGUGCCCAGGAAGAGGCUUUCGCGAGCGGCAUUGACCUAUUCCUCACGAAGCCGGUCAAGUUGAAGGAGUUGAGCAAGAUAUUGGAGACGAAGGAUCUUGCAUAA